AUGCCGGAUGCUGCAAGCGUUGCAGAUGAUUCCCGACAGAUUCUGAUCGACCAGGUCAAAAGUCAUCAGAAAGCUUCCGCAGCUUUCCAAAAAGCCUGGCAUGCAUAUUGCGACGAGCAUGGUGACGGCAUAUAUGACCCGGCAAGGCACAAGAUCCAGUUGCUGGAGGAGUUCCUGAAGACGGCCGCAUCGAAGGUUGCAGGCUCCAAACGGAAGAGAAAGGAGGCGACCGGCUCCGGCUCGGAGUCGAGUCGCAGCAGAACACGAAGAAGACGAAGACAUGGAAAGGGCAGGCGGCGAGCGCAUGGAAGAAGGCACAGGCGAGACCGGCGCCGCAGAGAUCACCGAGGACGAAGGCGUCGGAAAGGCCGCAGGAAGAGAUCGCGCUCGCGAAGCAGUUCAGGAAGCUCUGAGAGGUCAGGUCUUCCAUCACGCGCCACGGCCAUCAAGGGUGCGGAGCGAGCCGUCGCGGCAGCCGCUGAAGAACUGAGCAGGUUAAAAGCGGAUCCUGAUGCUGGUGUCGACAACCCAGCAAUCGACGAAAAACAAAAGGAGGAGAUGGACAAUGGCCUGCGAACUCUGCAGAGAGAAGCGGACGCAGAGCUGCAGGCGCAGCUCGAAGAGGUCAAGGAGAAACUCGCUCGGGAGAAAGUCUCCCGCCUAGUAGAAGCAGAAGAGAAGUUGGACCAGGCCAUUUCGGAGAGGCUCAAAGAAGCCGAAGACAAGCUUCGACAGGAGGCUCAGGGAAGAAUCGACGAAGCACGAAAUCUGGCUCAGGCGAAGGUCGAAGCCAUCAUGGCAGAUGCGCGGCCAAAGAUUGAAUCCUCCUGGCUGGAUCAGCUCAACGACUUGGAGUCGAAGGCAAGGGCGGCCCGUGCGGCCGCCGAUGCUUUGACAAAGUCCUAG
Messenger RNA from Symbiodinium natans, 906 nucleotides. The record is from the annotation of a GenBank genome assembly. NCBI's taxonomy places the organism in Eukaryota, Dinophyceae, Suessiales, Symbiodiniaceae.